UUUGUAGUUCCUAUACGGUGUCUACAGAGAGAAUGAGAGGGGUUUAGAGAGAGAGAUAAACCGAUGUGACCAGAAAAGCCGACGGCAAGAGCAGAUGGCACUACCGGCUUCUGCAUUCUCUCGUUCGAAUAUUCAGAUUAAGUUGUUCAAAUGCCAACUCUGUAGUCCCGUACUAGUUCGUGCCUGGAAUCAGCCAGCCUCUACCACUUGCUCUGUAAAACUACCUAGAAUGGCACAGUUCAGCCAACCUCCUAAUGUGAAGCUGCAUAUAGAUAGAGUGAGGGAGAAAUUACAAGAAGUCAUUCCUGAUUCACUUAAAGAUUUUCCAUGGAAGAAAGCAGAGCAUACAGCACUGAAGCAAUUGCUGCCGGCUGCACAGAAGGCUUUGAGGUGGUCUCUUAUUACACUGUUCACUCUAAGCUCCAUAUCAGAUGUCAUAUACUCCAUCUCCAGAAACAAAGAGUUGUUGAUUCCUAUAGGUCUCUUUUUUGGUUGCACAAUGACCGACUUCUUGAAAGAGACAUCUCAAGAAUUGUUUCGCAACUCAGAGGAAACAAGAUUGAGCCGGCACCUCCUGGGCAUAGGUUGCUUCUUUGUUCUUGUUAAGAUUAUCUCUACAUAUUUUCUGGUACGAGGACAGGUAUUUCUUUUGCAUGUUGCAAAUGGUGGGUUGAUGCAAGUUUUGUGGCUAUGGAGAAGUUUGCGAGAAAAACAAGAGAGAGACGAUAGAGUGAAUUUCUCACCGGAAGAUGCUUCCCCUACCAUGAACACAGAAGAUUAGAUACAAGUUUUGCUGCUGCAAUAUCCUAAAUAUUGUUAAUCACCUUUCAGAUGCUGUGUACGAUGUAAUUGUGUGUAUUAAAAGAGGGCGCCCUCUUAAUAGCAUUGCUCAUAAGAGGAUAUCGAUUCAACCACGGAAACAAGCCAUUUAAGUAGUCAUUCUCCCACAGUCGAAUGAAGAAAUUGCUUUUUGAUGCUUA
Messenger RNA from Cornus florida, 980 nucleotides. RefSeq lists its product as uncharacterized. Lineage: Eukaryota; Viridiplantae; Streptophyta; Magnoliopsida; Cornales; Cornaceae. The transcript has 3 exons. The record is from RefSeq and is a predicted model, not a curated record. The coding region runs from base 95 to 781 and encodes 228 amino acids.